AUGGCUACUGACAAGCUUUCCAGAAUCAAUUUUUUUAUGCGUAUAUCUGCACGUGAUGGAUCAGGUGGGGCAUCUUUGGUGUUUCGGGUGGAACUCACAAAAAUUUUGGCUUCUUUUUCAGCUCCUAACAUUCGUGAAAAGGAAGGAAACGAGAUAAAAGUCAUCGAGGUGACCAGCGGAAAGGAUGUUAAACUCACUUGCCAGAUCAGAACCGCUGGUCAGACCUCAAAACCAAGGUAUUACUGGCUCAAAGACAAUCAGACGCUCGGUCCAUCGAGUCAUAAUCGUCUGAGGUUAAAACUCUACAGAUACCUAAAGAUAAAAAGAGCUAAGAAAGAGGACACCGGCUUCUACACCUGUGUCGCAGUAAAUGACUGUGGCAAGAAUCAUUUUACAAUGCACCUAUUUGUCAGAAGUCCAACACUGAAUCCCAAUAAAAUUACAGUAGGAGUUAAGACAGAUGUACUUUCAUUUCUAAUCGGAAGAAAUUAGUGAAAGAUGAAUACAGAAGCAGUUUAGUUGAUACAGGAGCCGAUAUUAAUGUUCUUUGAAAUAGAGAAAAGCAACCUUCCUCUGGAAGACAGUCUCAAUGGGGUGAUGGCUUUUACGGCUAACGUAGCGUUACGGCUAAUUUUGGCCAAUCUACGGCUAACGGCUAAAUUUUUGGCCGUUGUAAGGCUGUCGGAUAACUCCAUUAAGACCCUCUGAGAAGAAAACUGAU
Molecule: messenger RNA, 721 nt
Organism: Pocillopora damicornis (cauliflower coral)
Lineage: Eukaryota; Metazoa; Cnidaria; Anthozoa; Scleractinia; Pocilloporidae
Product: fibroblast growth factor receptor-like 1
Biological process (GO): synapse organization; homophilic cell-cell adhesion
Cellular component (GO): neuronal cell body; plasma membrane; axon
Molecular function (GO): axon guidance receptor activity
Source: RefSeq, a predicted model, not a curated record